AGCCCAGCGGAAGUCCAUCUUGGAGGAGCAGGGCUAGAAGGGCCUGAACACAACGGCACAGAUGGACCCACAGGACCAGUGGGGCCAGGUAUCUCCUCUCUGCAGGUUGACUCAGGAAGCUUAUGCCCCCCAGAUGCUGUGCGUGAACUUAGACAGUAAGGACGAGGCUGGUGGAGGGGCAGGAGACAAAAAGGGCACUGGUGACCCUGAUCACCAAGCCUGUCCAAGGGGCAGCUCCCAAGUGACUGAGGACAACCCUGCCUUGCCAUGGCAGCAUCAACCUCGCAAGAAAGAAGAGAAAUUCUCUGACUCCUGCAGUGCCCAGGGCAUGGGAAAGAACCCCAUGAUAGUGCCUGGGAAGACCAGGUGGGAAAGAGACGAGACGAAGAUCACGCCGACCCAAGGCUCCACUGGAGCAAGCAUGGUUCUGAGUGCCCUCCCCAGGGGCCUCUCACACACGUGGUUCAGUCGGACACAGUCUCUUAGGGGCUCAUUACCUGCCGGCAAUGAUGGCGACUCCAGGGCAAACCUGAACGCUGCCUUGGGUGUCCCAUCCAAUUUCCCUGGUUCUGGUAAGUAUUUCUGUGCACAGAAGGGUGUAGACAAGCCCCCAGACAGCUCCCCUCUGGAGUGUGUCCCAAAGGUAGGGGGCAGUUGGGACCUCUCCACGCAGGAGCCACACACACCAGCCCAGGGGUCAGCCACCCCGGCCGGCCUGGCAGAGGCCGUGCUGGCCAAAGUGCAAAAGGGCCUGAAGGGCCCGGAACCGGGUGGCGCAGGGGAGGGCAGUCGAGGGGAGGUUCAUCCUUACAAGAGCCUGCGGGGCGGGCGGGCCUUCCAGAAGCCCAGCCACCCGAUGAGCCCCACGCAGACGCCGGGUGCCAAGCCUUACGCGUGCGAGCUGUGCGGGAAGGCCUACUCCCACCGGGGCACGCUCCAGCAGCACCAGCGCCUGCACACGGGCGAACGGCCCUACCAGUGUCCCUUCUGUGACAAGGCCUACACCUGGUCCUCGGACCACCGCAAGCACAUCCGCACGCACACGGGCGAGAAGCCCUACCCGUGUCCGGACUGCGGGAAGGCGUUCGUGCGCUCCUCCGACCUGCGCAAGCACCAGCGCAACAUGCACAGCAACGACAAGCCCUUCCCGUGCGCCGAGUGCGGCCUGACCUUCAACAAGCCGCUGUCGCUGCUGCGCCACCAGCGCACGCACCUGGGCGAGAAGCCCUUCCGCUGCCCCACCUGCGACCGGGAGUUCGCCGUGGCCAGCCGGAUGAUGGAGCACCAGCGCGUGCACUCGGGCGAGCGGCCCUUCCCCUGCUCCACCUGCGGCAAGUGCUUCACCAAAUCCUCCAACCUGAUCGAGCACCAGACGCUGCACACCGGCCAGAGGCCCUUCAAGUGCGCCGACUGCGGCGUGGCCUUCGCGCAGCCCUCGCGCCUGGCGCGCCACCAGCGCAUCCACACCGGCGAGCGGCCCUUUCCCUGCCCGCAGUGCGGCCAGGCCUUCGCCCGCUCCUCCACCCUGAAGCGGCACCAGCAGAUCCACUCCGGGGAGAAGGCCUUCGUCUGCGCCGAGUGCGGCAGGGCCUUCCGCGUCGCCUCGGAGCUGGCCCAGCACAUCCGCGUGCACAACGGCGAGAGGCCCUACCAGUGUGAGGACUGCGGCCAGGCCUUCACCCGGUCCAACCACCUCCAGCGACACCGCGCCAGGCACCGCAGCUGCAAGAAGGAGCCCAUCCCCUCCUCCUCUGACGAGUGAGGGCUCCCUCAGCUCACUCGCAGGGACGGCGAAGACCGGCCGACCUCGUUGCCUGGAGCCCUCCUCCACGGACGAGCCCACUCUGUCACAUGGUGUGGCCGCCUAGCCCCUCUGGCCAGCCUCCCCUCCCAGCCUCCGCUCCCACUGCUGACCUCACUGGGACUGCUUCCCCGUGUGUAAGGUGACGUAAGACACCUUACCUCUCAGGCCUGCCCCGAGACUGAAGGGAGACCAUGUGCACGAACCACUUCCCAUGGCUCCUGGCAUUCCUGGGGCACUCCGGCGUGUGCGCGGCUGCUGCUGACCGCGGAGACAUUGGCCUCGGCUCUCUAACCCAUCCCCAGUGACGUGGGGUCUUUUACAACUUACAUCUGCAUUUGUAACUCUUACUAGUAUAAAAUUCUCAUCUGCUCUCGAAACAAAAACAAAAACAAACAAAAAAGCGGGUGGUCCGACUGAUUUAUAUAUUUGAUCCCCCAUAUAGAAAGUAAUGGGGUUGGGGGAAGCAGAUUUGCGGUUUUAGGUCAGUCUUUCCUCUGCAUCUCAGAGGUCAAACUCCAUUGGAAAAGGGUAAGAGAAAGUAGCGAGAGCUGAUCAACGGUUGAGUGUUUUGGUUGGGGCGUCUCAGUCGGAAAGUAUAGAAUUACAUGCUGGGCAGUGUGUUGGGGUCCAGGGACACAGUGAGAAAAAAACUGGCCCACCCUGCCCUCAAAGCCAUGUGCAAAUACUGAAAAGGCAUCAGGGGCUGGCCCUUUUCAGAGAAAGGCGCUGUUCAGUUUUUACAUGAAUAAAGAAAUCCCCCGGAGUGCUUUCUAUGAGGGACUCUUUCCAAAGCAACAAAGUAUAUGUGGGGGUAACUCACACCCAGCCAGGUGGCCCAGCGUUUCACUCUCCUAAUGAUAUGAUUCUACUCUGGGGACUGUCUUUCUGAGUCUUAGCUUUGGAUUAGAGAAGGCCUUUAUCUUAAAGAGAAGGGCGUUUGUCUCCUACAUUUAGGAACCAGUUAUCCUAGAAGCCCAGAAAAGCCUUAGCAUCUGAAAAGGAGGCACGCCCCUCUUUACCCUGGAGUUUAGUAACUGAAGCUUCCCUGAGGCAAAAUUCAUGUGCCUCCUCUCUGGCCACUCUUCUUCCUAUUUCCACCUGGGAGCUUCCAUCACAUGCUGUAUUUACAGAGGAAUCCGCCCAUUUACAGAGAGAUAUUCAAAAUUUCUCCCUAUGGGCCUGACCAUGGUUCAGGCAAACUUUUAGUUUCAUUUAAAUUUACCAGGAUCAUGAGCUCUGAUAUAAAGUAAGUAAAAUAGAGUGCCCUUUGCCCAAGUGCCAGCCAGCUUGUCUGUUUCGCAGUCAUUAAAACCAGACUUGAAAAACAACAUGACUCACAAUGAUUCUCUACCAAGGUUAUUUGAAAUUUGCACUACAAACAGCCAUUCUUAAAAAUGUAUUGACACAUACUUGAUUUCGUACAGUUUAGUCAGUAGUUCUUAGCUCUGGACAUCAGCUGGGAGGAAUCCAUGACUUCGCAGAGGUCCCUUGAUGCUCAGGGGCAAACAGCCACUUCUAAUCUUGCCAAAGUCAGGUAAGGUAUUCCUCGAUAAGGCAUCGUGCCCUCCUUUUGAGGAUAGCUUCAGUAUAUUUCUGAAGUUGCCACCAAAGCCUGCCAAAUCUGAAUUUCCCUUGGAUAGUAGCUGGUAUGGAUUCAGGGAGGGACUGCUAAAUAGUGUUCUCAUGCUUGACAUAUGGGGGCCAAUGAGAAGUGGUAUAAAGGUCGUCAUGCUUUGUUUGAUGAAGGUAACCUUACAGCUCUGACUGCACGCCUAGAGGUUUUUUGUGUUAAUUCCCUUAGUUACACCUGCAUAUCCAAACAACAGAGUCAGCCGUUUUCUGGGUCUCACACUAAAGCCAGUGGUUGGGUUCCUGGUCCCAUCCCUAUCAUUUACCAGUGAUAUGACCUUGCCUUCAGUUUCUGCAUCGGAAUUGGCAAAAUAGGAAUGAUAAUGAUGGAGUAAUAAAAAGUGUGAGUCAUCCUACCAGGAGAGGAACUUUGAAUGCAAAGGCAUUAGACUGGUGGAGGAGUCAUAAAAAUCAGUCAUAACCUUGUGUCUAUGAAGAGAGUAAAGGCUAGCAUAUUUUUUUCUGGAUAAUCAAUGAAAUACUUGAAGACUGAAAUUACCAUUCUUUUUCUUUGUGUUCUUUUUUCUU
Molecule: messenger RNA, 3961 nt
Organism: Vicugna pacos (alpaca)
Lineage: Eukaryota; Metazoa; Chordata; Mammalia; Artiodactyla; Camelidae
Source: RefSeq, a predicted model, not a curated record